AUGUUUAGAAUUUUAUUUCUGAACGCCCUCAAUAUUCUAUCAAUUUUUGGAUCAAGUGAAUCAGAAGAAACGAAAAAAGAACGAUUUUUGCCCGAAAAUUUGCUGUACAAUCUAGUUUAUGGAAUUCCAUAUCACGAAUUAAGAUUAUUUAUAUAUAUUUUUGGCAAAACCCACGAGAACCGAAUUGAGAUGAUCAAAAAAUAUCGACAAAAAUAUGAUGAAGAGGGAUAUAAUACAUUAUUGCUCAGAUUAAGUGUUGCCCCAGAUGUUCUUACAAUGCAAAUCAAUAGAACUAUAGCAUAUUAUGAUGCUGCAUUAUUAAAUAUCGCACUUGGACCUUAUGGUGAUAAUCCUUUGAAGUUAUGGUAACAAGAACAAGAAAUGAGAGAAAUCAAAAAGGCUUAUGAAAAAUUAUAUCAUACUGAUCUAUGUGAAACUAUCAAACGUAAAAAAUAUGGAGAAUUCAAGGAUAUACUUCUAGCACUUUGUGCAGCUGACAGAGAUGAAUCUGAUGUUGUUAAUGAAUUGUUAGCAGAACAAGAUUGUAAUAGUAUUUAUCUUUAUGGUCCAGCUAAGAUUCCUGGGACUGAUGAUGCGGGCAUUAAUUCGAUCUUGUUUAAAAGGAACUAUAAUCAACUUCGACGGAUGUUUGAGAUGUUUCCCAAGUUUAUAUUCACAAUAUCUCCGACGGAAUAUAUGGAAAGGAGAACAAUUGAAGCAGUGAUUGACGAGGAAUAUUCAGCUACAGCUAAUAGUGCGCUCCUUCAAUAUAUUGAAGCUGUCAAAAAUCUACCGGAGUAUUUUGCAAAUUUACUUGCCAAGGCUUUAAGAGGUAUACGAUUACAUACCCUGACAAAUCUAACUGCACAUAAAUUUCAGUUUCCGAUGAAGAUCAAUUGAUUCGUAUCAUUUUGAGUCGCGGUGGUAUUGAUUUAGUGGAAAUUGUCAAAUCGUAUGGUGAACGAUUCAAAUUGAUGGGGCACAUUGAUGAUGCUGAUUUUAUCACUGAGCACACUAGAAUGGCUUUGAAACAUUUUUUGAAAGUGCAUCUAUCUCUGAGUUAA
Messenger RNA from Caenorhabditis angaria, 1064 nucleotides. NCBI's taxonomy places the organism in Eukaryota, Metazoa, Nematoda, Chromadorea, Rhabditida, Rhabditidae. The record is from the annotation of a GenBank genome assembly.